This is a messenger RNA of Colletotrichum karsti, 1548 nucleotides long. Its product is annotated as thiol protease. The transcript has a single exon. Gene Ontology annotation, molecular function: calcium-dependent cysteine-type endopeptidase activity. Gene Ontology annotation, biological process: proteolysis. The coding region runs from base 1 to 1548 and encodes 515 amino acids. The record is from RefSeq and is a predicted model, not a curated record. Lineage: Eukaryota; Fungi; Ascomycota; Sordariomycetes; Glomerellales; Glomerellaceae. Gene Ontology annotation, cellular component: cytoplasm.
AUGGGUGACAUUCGCAACACCGAGAGAGACAGCAACGUCCUCGCCCUCGUCGAGGCUAUCCUUGGACACAAGGUCGAUCAGCCCGGCUCCUCCUCCCAGAGCACUCUUGAUGAGUACGAGGACCUCGUCGACAUGAGCAAGGACCACGAGUUCAGCAAGGACGGUCCCCGCCCCGACUCUCCCCCCAAGAACCCCUGCGUCGGUGCCGUCAACCCGUACGCCCUCGCCGAGGCUCUCAUUGGCCGCAAGAUCGACCGUAACUCCAUGGCCGCUGCCCAGAUUCUCCAGAACGUGCUCCAGACCGACUACGAUGAGCUCUUCGACAUGCGCCACAAGUCCGUCCUCUUCGCCGGCAUGAAGCUCAACGAGAAGGAGCGCAAGGCCGAGAUGUACGAUGAGAAGGACAUGAAGAUCCUUAACGAGCGGGACCUCCAGACCCCCGACUUCUCCGGCGUUCGCCGCCUGGACGACCUCGAGAAGGUCGGCCUCAAGGACAUCAAGGAUGCCAAGGUCAAGGUCGCCCGCAUGCAGAACGGCAAGCUUCGCCUGGUUCUCCACGCCCAUGAGCUCGGCAAGACCGUCUCCAACCGGGAGGUCACCAUGUCCAUCAACGAGCUCGUCACCCCCUUCAGAAUGCAGAAGGGCCGCUGGCAACCCCCCAACGCCUCAUGGCGCGACAUGUACGACUACUUCUUCCAGCAGGUGAACAAGCGCCUCAUCUCCGACAUCACCAUGUUCCGCAUUGGUGACCGCCGCGAGACCGUCCGCAACUUCGACGACCCCACCCAGGGCUGCUCCAGCAACUCUUGGUUCGUCUCUGCCCUGUUCUCCGUCUUCUGGGCCGACCCCUGCGCCAUUAACCGCGCUACCCGCGUCCACACCCACGGCAACGAGAAGAAGCGCUUCUUGAGCAUCAAGUUCCACGACAAGGGCGGGAAGCAGAAUAACCGCACCGAGACUGUUGAGGUCAACUACGAGAUCCCCAUCAACAACUCGGACAACGAGCCCCUGUACUGCCGCUCCAGCGAUGGUGCCGACAUCUGGCCCUCGCUCUACGAGAAGGCCUUCGCCAAGUGGAUCACUGGUACCAGCUCCGAGCAGCCCGAUAUCACCCAGACUCACUGCGGUGACCCUAUCAAGGCCAUGGCCCAGAUCAACGGCCGCACCCCCCACUACUAUGAGUGCAACAACCACUCUUCCCACACCCUCCUGGGCUUGGUUCGCGCCAACAGCGUCAACAACAAGACCAUCAACCCCAUGACUGCCUUCACCUACGCCACCGGCCGGGAGUUCCACGGUGCCAACAUCGUUGCCAACCACGCCUAUUCCGUCCUCGGAUACUGCGUCCUCGGCGACAAGCAGUACAUCGUCCUCCGCAACCCGUGGGGUGUCACCGAGCCCCAGGGCCUCACCUCCUACACCGGUCUUCUCGGCCGCCUCGACCCCGAGAUUUGGAACCCCGCCACCCUCCUUGACCACGGAGGUCUGUUCGCUCUUGAGGCCGACUCCUUCAAGAAGUGCUUCUCCCACAUUGGUGUUGCCAAGUAA